Messenger RNA from Annulohypoxylon truncatum, 963 nucleotides. RefSeq lists its product as uncharacterized. The record is from RefSeq and is a predicted model, not a curated record. The coding region runs from base 1 to 963 and encodes 320 amino acids. The transcript has 2 exons. NCBI's taxonomy places the organism in Eukaryota, Fungi, Ascomycota, Sordariomycetes, Xylariales, Hypoxylaceae. Gene Ontology annotation, molecular function: oxidoreductase activity, acting on the CH-OH group of donors, NAD or NADP as acceptor.
AUGGCUGGAGAACUUGUUCUACUUACUGGUGGCACCGGCUUCCUAGGGUAUGUGAUCCUUGCGGAUCUGUUGAAGAGUGGUUAUCGAGUUCGCGUCGCGGCUCGAUCGCAAGCCAAGAUCGAUAAGAUCCGGGCAGCUCCCUCUGUCUCUGCCUUGGACCCUCCCGUAACCCAGCUCACGUUCGUGAUCGUGCCGGAUAUGACGACCCCCGGCGCAUACGAUGAUGCGGUAUGCGGAGUUGACUUCAUUAUCCACGCAGCCGCGCCGCUUCACUCGGGUUCGGCACCGCCCAAAGAGCAAUUAGAGGAGCUCUUCGUCGCAAGUUCAGUGAAAGGUAGUCUAGGCAUUCUCAAAUCUGCGAGCGAGAAGGCCAAGACGGUAAGACGCGUCGUCAUGACAAGCUCCACGGUGGCCAUCGCCCCCGCAGACAUCUACAUUAAAGGCACCAUCGAAGACGACGUCAUUCGCGGGCCCGAUAGCCGCAUGGCCGUACCAGCGCCGCCGUACGACUCCGAGCUCCGGGCGUAUUGCGCAGGUAAGACGGCGGCUCUCGAGGCGUCCGAGGCAUUCGUCAGAGACAACGCCGUAAACUUCGACCUAAUCUCCAUCCUCCCGUCCUGGAUAUUAGGGAGAGACGAGCUCGCCGUCAACACCGGAGAUUUCCGAGCAGGGUCGAACGGCAUGAUGAUCGGGUGGCUGUUGACCGGUAACCAGAGCUUUAGCGCCGUCGGAAACGCUGUCCUCUGCGCGGACGUGGCUCGCACGCAUGUCAGAUCACUGGAUCGGGAUAUUGAGGGAAACCAAUCGUUCCUCCUCAACACCGAGGUAAAAUGGGAAGACACCGUCAACAUCGCCAAAAAGCAUUUUCCUGAUGCAUUCACGUCGGGCCUCUUUCAAGAGGGAGUAUGGCAACCCACUCUACCCUUAAGAUGGGAUAUAAGUGCAAGACAUUCUUGGGAUUAA